AUGGAUACAGGAGGCUCGCGAGCCCGCGAGAAUGGCUAUGAGAUUGGAAGAAUCCUUACCAACGAUAUCGAGUGGAGCCGUCUUCAGACAAGACGGCGUUUUGGACCAGCUACUGCCCAAGAGCCGGCUCCCCCGCCGGGAGACAGGAUAAAGAAGCUAGAGCUCUCGGGCAACAAGCUGCUGGCGAGGGAAGAGAAGCUUCUGGAUAUGUGGGCCAAGAAGCUCCGCGAUGAGCUACACGCGAGCUCGGCUCCUGUCCUGGAAAAGCUAGAAGGGAGCCUAGACCCUUCCCGUGCGGCAGAAAUGAUAGCGGGAAGGACCCGUGCUAGCACGCUAAAGAGAUACGUGGUGGUCUACCAGAGGUGGAGGCUAUGGCUUCAGGAGGCCAAGCUACUGUCGCCACCUGGCAGACCGAUAGAUCUGGUAGACUAUCUGCUAGUUUGCAGGGACGAGCCCUGCGGCCGCUCAGUGCCUGAGACGAUAAUGAAGGCUAUUUCGUGGUUCGAAAAGAUAGCGGAGUUCCGGCUGGAGAUCCGCGCUACAGAGGGCCGCAUCGCGUGGGCGACCAAGGAUAAGAUAGUAGAGAUGCUCUCUGAGGGGGCACCGCUAACCAAACGAGCUCCUCGGUACCCAACGUGGGUGCUAGUGAAGAUCGAGAGGCUAGUCCUGGAUAAGGAGGAGAUAGCCUGCCUACGGAUCUGGGCGCUGCGAUGGUCCGAUAUCCAGGCGAUAAAGCCGGAAGAGCUGCGCCUAGAGGAGGGGCGGCUAUCAAGGAGGACGAAGACCUCGGGCCCUACUCGUCGGAUAAAAGAGCUACCAGUCUGCGUCAGCGAGGUCUCCUUCUUCGAGGACCAGACCUGGAUAAAGACUGGCUUCGACUUGAUAAAGGAGAUGGCCCCCUUCGAAAGGGACUACUUGGUCCCAAGGAAGGUAGGGCUACCGUCCACAGUGCAAGGCUACUGGACAGAGCAUUCAGAGAGAUCGGUGCUUCCCACAGCACUGGCUAUUCUGGGAGAUGGUGGAAGCCGGAAGGCUCCGAUACCUACGUUCGCUCUUAUGGGGGGCGCGUGGCUAGUGAUGAGAGAGAUUGCAGCCAACCUGGUGGACUGGCUCCAAGAUAGGCGAAAGCUGGGUGAGGAAGCAGCCCGAGCGAUAGUGGACCCCCUGGCCCACCAUUGGAGGCACGGCCGGAUACUGACCGAUGUGGUCACCUUGAUACCGCAAGAGCCGGACGUCGCCGUGGAAGCGGAGGCCGGGAGUGAGGAUAGCGAAAGCGGCGAGGUGCAGGCUAGCUCCUCGAAAGUCGCUAAG
Symbiodinium pilosum is the source of this 1311-nucleotide messenger RNA. Lineage: Eukaryota; Dinophyceae; Suessiales; Symbiodiniaceae. The record is from the annotation of a GenBank genome assembly.